Messenger RNA from Rhineura floridana, 2045 nucleotides. It is a transcript of the gene FEZ2, whose product is annotated as fasciculation and elongation protein zeta 2. The coding region runs from base 219 to 1499 and encodes 426 amino acids. Lineage: Eukaryota; Metazoa; Chordata; Lepidosauria; Squamata; Rhineuridae. The transcript is spliced from 10 exons. The record is from RefSeq and is a predicted model, not a curated record. Gene Ontology annotation, cellular component: cytoplasm; axon.
AAUACACAUAGAAUUGCAUACUAUGCAGCUUCCUAAAAUCUCUUCAAUCUAGGCAAGGGGCGGUCUCUAAGGACGGCAAGACUCUGAACCGCCACCGCCUUGCCUUCCGCCCCGGCAACCGGGAGCGCGCGCUGUUAAGCGCCGGGGUGGGGGCGAGAAGGCAGGCGGGUACGCGCAGGCCGGGCCCGGUCGGCUUCUCUUCUCUGUUGCUGUCCGCCAUGGCGGCUGCAACGGCGGCCUCGCAACGGGACCCUUCUGGGGACUGGCAGGACUUUUCGGGCUUCCAGCCUUCCGCUGAGGAAAGUGGCAGUCCGGAGUCCUCCGCGGCUCGAGAGGGAGGCUCCCGGAGCAAUGAAGGCGACGGCAACGACCUGGCGGCCAAGCUACCGCUCUGCUUCCAGCCACCCCCACGGAGUUGUGGCGACGGAGAAGCCCAUAUCCCGCCGCGGCCUCUUAGCGAGCAGAGCGCCCUUCACGAAGAUGAGAUUUGGAAUGCUCUGACAGAUAAUUAUGGUAAUGUAAUGCCAGUUGACUGGAAGUCUUCUCACACAAGAAUACUGCACUUGCCAACGCUGAAUCUUUCUGAAAUGGGAGUUAAUGACAAUAUGAACCUUGACUUAUCAGAUGAUGAAGAGCUGAGAGAGCAACUAGAUAUGCAUUCUAUUAUAGUUUCCUGUAUCAAUGAAGAACCACUCUUCACAGCUGAGCAGGUGAUUGAAGAAAUAGAGGAAAUGAUGCAGGAAUCUCCAGAUCCAGAUGAUGAUGAAACACCAACCCAGUCAGAUCGUCUGUCCAUCCUGUCCCAGGAAAUUCAAACACUUAAGAGAUCUAGCACAAACCACAAUUAUGAAGAGCGAGUGAAAAAAUUAUCCGUUACGGAAUUAAAUGAUUUGUUAGAAGAGAUUGAGACAGCCAUCAAAGACUACUCUGAGGAGCUAGUCCAGCAGCUGGCACUACGAGAUGAACUGGAAUUUGAGAAGGAAGUGAAGAACAGCUUCAUUUCUGCCCUUAUUGAAGUACAAAACAAGCAAAGAGAACAGAAGGAAAUGACAAAGAAGAAAAAGAAGAUGAAAAAUGGCAGUCCUCAGAAUAGCAAGCAAGAAAGAGGCCAUAUGCCUGGAACACGGUUCAGCAUGGAAGGGAUCUCAAAUGUCAUUCAGAAUGGCUUCCGUCAAACGUUUGGAAACUCAGGUGGAGAAAAACAGUACCUGACAACAGUUAUUCCUUAUGAGAAGAAAAGCGGACCUCCAUCAGUUGAAGAUCUCCAGACAUUAACAAAAAUUCUUCAUGCCAUGAAAGAAGACAGUGAGAAAGUGCCAAGCUUAUUAACAGACUACAUUUUGAAGGCUGCUGUACACUGGGUCGAUAUCUUCAUCAAGCUAUCCACUACAAUCCUAAGGUCUCAUUCUUGGUCAGUUACUGCCAGUACAAACCCCUUGAGCAUAUAUAUGAACUUAGGUGUUGUAUUCAGCAUAGCACUAAUUUUAUGUCCUACAUGAAGAAAGCUGUGUCUGGUGAAAGACAGCUAUGCUAAUUCCUGUGAAAACAUGUUUUCCCUGGGUUGUUCUAAGCUUGUUUGGCACCGUGUUGAAUUCUAAUGUAUUUACUAUUUCCAUUGCCUGCUUGGACUUUUGAAUCCUGGAUUAAGUCCUCUGGAGUUUAUAGAACCCAUCCUUCUUCUUUUUCACCUAAGUGUGAUGUAUUUGAGCAGAGAACAGAUACUGUACAGUUUUAUUCAUAUGCAGUGUUUUGGCUUUUAAUUUUUUUUUAUAAUAUAUGGCAUAUAAUUAUCCUCCACAACAAUCUGAAUCUGUGGAGGAACAAUAAACUUUAGUUUAAAUAAAAGAAGCCUAUUAUGUUAAACUGAACUGAAAGAAAGAUUGCAAUAGGUUCUUGUAUUACAUGUGUAAAAUGGAUCUAAAGCUGAACUUGCACUGCAAAAAUCCCAUUUAAAUUCUUCACUGGAGACUAUAGAAUGGUGAUAGGAACUAGCACUGAUCUCUUUUUUUAACAAAAAAAGUAUGAAUAAAAACAGUAUUGUUGUG